Messenger RNA from Emiliania huxleyi CCMP1516, 711 nucleotides. RefSeq lists its product as hypothetical. The annotation marks the transcript as partial. NCBI's taxonomy places the organism in Eukaryota, Haptophyta, Isochrysidales, Noelaerhabdaceae. The transcript is spliced from 7 exons. Gene Ontology annotation, cellular component: Set1C/COMPASS complex. The record is from RefSeq and is a predicted model, not a curated record.
GCGGCGGCCCUGGACGUGACGGUGGCUGAGGAGGGCAAGGUCAAGGAGCUGGUGCAGUCGCAUGAGCUGUGGGCCAAGCGAGCGACGGGCGCCUUUGUCAAGCGCGGCUGCGGCGCCAGCCUGCUCGAGGCGCUCACACACCGCGGCGAGCCGCUCGAGACGACGGCAGAGUCGGAGGACGGCGGCGGCGAGCAGAGCGGCACGACGGCCUGCUGCUUCUGCACCGGCAACGACGCGGCCACCACGUCCAAGUUCAUGAUCGGCUGCGACGCGUGCGACCGGUGGUACCACGGGCCGUGCGUCGGCGUCGACAAGAAGGCCGCCGACCAGAUGACUGAGUACGUCUGCCUCUUCUGCUGCCGCAAGAGCGGCACGCCGUACAAGUACGGCCCCCCCGAGCCGGUGCCGAAGAUGACGCGCCGGCCGCGGCUGCGCCAAGCGGACAAGAUCCCGCUCUCCAUCCCCGAGGUCGAGCCGAUGCGGCGGCUGAUGAGCGAGGCGGCGGCGUGGCAGGCCGAGGCGUCGGGCGAGGGCAGCGCCGCACUCCCCGCCUCCAAGCUGCUCUCCGUCAUCGCGGCGGGCGAGGCGUGCGAGGCGUGCGAGGUCGAGCCCGAGGCGCUGCCGGCGCUGCGCAAGGUCGCGGCGCAGUUCCUGGCGUGGCAGUCGCGCGCGCGCGCGGUGCUGGGCGGCGAGCGGUCGCCGCGUCCUUAG